Messenger RNA from Notothenia coriiceps (black rockcod), 3199 nucleotides. Its product is annotated as transcription regulator protein BACH2-like. The record is from RefSeq and is a predicted model, not a curated record. Gene Ontology annotation, biological process: regulation of transcription by RNA polymerase II. Lineage: Eukaryota; Metazoa; Chordata; Actinopteri; Perciformes; Nototheniidae. Gene Ontology annotation, molecular function: DNA-binding transcription factor activity, RNA polymerase II-specific; protein binding; RNA polymerase II cis-regulatory region sequence-specific DNA binding. Bases 190 to 2400 code for a protein of 736 amino acids. The transcript has 5 exons.
CUCACACGCAGGCCAUAUUACUGAGUCAAGCUCGGUUUUUAGUUUGUAGCAGAGUUGUGAUAAGACUUUCUGAGAACCGUAGCCCGGUCUGACGGCAUUCCAUUUAGAAAUAACCAUGUGUGCUCAGAAGAUGGGACUUUCUUUAACACUUCUCUAAGAAAGCUGGAUAUAUAAAGGCGGCAUUGAAAGAUGUCUGUGAUGGCUGCUCAACGGUCGUCCGUGUUUACAUUUGAGUCUGCGGCGCAUUCCUCCCAUGUGCUGAGCCGCCUGGACGAGCAGCGUCACCGGGACACGUAUUGUGAUGUUACCGUGGUGGUGGAGGGCCACAGUUUGAGAGCCCACCGCUCAGUGCUCGCUUCCUGUAGCGAGUACUUCUCACACAGGAUUUCCUCCCUCACACAGCAUGGAGCUGUCAUCAGUCUGCCACAAGAGGUGACAGUUGCUGGCUUUGAACCUUUGCUGAAUUUUGCCUACACAUCCAAACUUCUCUUCGGGAAAAACGAUGUCUUAGAAAUACGCAAUUCAGCUUCCUUUCUUGGUUUCAGAGACCUAGACGAGUCAUGCUUUGAUUUCCUCCUCCCCAAGUUCUUCUCCAGCAAUGACUCUGCCCCUUUCCCGAGAAAGACCUGUUGUAAGAAGAUAUGUAAGAGACGAUUGUUAAAGGAAGACAUUGACUCUGACAGUGUUUUGUUGGAUGAGAAAGAAGUAGAACCAGUUGAUGACUCACCAUAUACACAGGAAGUGGCUUGGCACUGUGACAAAUCAGUGAACAACAAAAUGGGAAGUCUGAACAAAGCAAGCACUCUUCCACCUGAAGCUGAAGGGACCAACAUUGAAUAUACGCAAUGUCCAAAGUAUCGCAAGUUCCAGCUAGCUUGUUGUAAGGAAAGUUGCGUCACAGAUAAAAGUCUGAACAAUCCUGCCACAGUUAUCAGGGACUUGCGGGACCUCUCCUGCUCGCCCCCCUCCAGCAGUGCUAAGAGCAAAAAAGAAACUGAUGUUGAAUUCCCUCAUAUUUCCACCUCAAAUUCCACCACACAGAGCGAAGGAGGGGCUGAUGAGCCAUGGAAAAAUUACAAGGAAACAGAGAAUGGUGGGGAAGUUGAUGUGAUUGAGAAAGACACACAUGAAAGGCAACGCAAGUGGAUUAAGAAGGAAAGAGAGAUGAAUGUGGGGGAAGAGAUCAGCUCUUCAGACAGAUCCACUGUCAAGGAAGUCUCUUCAGGGUCAAGCAUAUCGCUGGGCGAGAGGUCAUCAGGGUUUAUAUUGAACCAUUGCCCCCUGAAGACCUUUGUUGAAGCCCCUGCAAUCACUCUGUCACAGGGGUUUGCCGUGGACAUUACAGAGGGCAAGAAAACAAAUAAAUCUGGUGCACUGCCGCCAGUAUCCAUUACCCAUAAGGCAGAGGGACAGGUUGAAGCUGAGGUAAAAAUGGCAGACGCUGAGAUUGAUUUGGGCUGGCAAGACAGAGGCAGCAUGGAGAGCGUGACCCUGUCAGUAGAUAAUGCCAGAGAGAGGAGCUCAGAGGAAAGGGAGAUGGCCGAGCACCUGGCGAGGAGGCUGGGGUCCGACGUGGAGCCCGAUGCAGGAAGUUCCUCCGAUACGGGGAGCGGACGGGCACAGAGCAAGUCUUUAGAGUGGAGUAAGUGCCACAACAUCAGCUCCACAAGCACCGGCUGUCCCUUCUUCCAGGAUCUGGAGCAAGGCAGGUGUGUAUGGAAGGGAGCAGAGCUGUCUGAGUGCGAGGGGGGCUCUCAGUCAGGUGUGUCAUCCUUCAACUCGGGGGAGGAUGGAGAGUGGGAGACGGAGACAGAAGGAGACAGUGAGGCCUACGCAAGAGAGCGGGCCAGACAGGUGCAGUUGCCAUUCUCUGUUGAGUGGAUUGUUGAUCUGAGCAGAAAUGACUUCCAGCAGCUGCUGAAGCAACAGGUCUUUACCCGAGAACAGCUGGAGUUUGUUCACGAUAUGAGACGCCGCAGCAAAAACCGCCUCGCAGCUCAGCGUUGCCGCAAGAGGAAACUAGACUGCAUAUAUAAUCUGCAGUGUGAAAUCAACAAACUGAAGACAGAGAGGGAGACACUGAUGACGGAGAAGAGCCAUCUGAGCCAGAUGAAGUCCAAAGCAUGUCACAAUGUCUCUGCGUUAUGCCAGAGGGUCUGCAGCGAAGCCAACCUGCAGCCGGAGCAGCUCCAGGUGUUGGCCAAAUACAGUUCCCCGGACUGCCCUCUGUCCUCUCUCUCUACUCACAUGGACGCUCUCUUCUCACAGCCUGGGCUGCUCCUCCAGCCUCACGCUAAACGGUCAGAUUGUCUGGUUGGCCAUGAUGAGUAUAUGGCGUCUGAUGAGGCUUCCAGCUCCAGAAAGGAUACACUCACCAGAGAUGAUCAUCAUUCGCUUUAGAUACAGCAAAAACCAAUAGUAUUGAUUAUGAUGUCAAACUAAUGAUUCCCUAAAGACUUAACUGCAGACUUUGGACUGAGGACAGGCUGUUUUAUAAAGCAGUGGCAUACUUUUGAUACAUUUAUAUUGAGUGGUUGCAAUCAACGAACAUUUUAAUGAACUCCUGCUACCCUUUUUUUAUUUAAAACACAAGUGUUUAAUUGCGAGAUCAGGAAUGCAUUCCAGGUGUCCAAAACUAUUCAUUUUACUUUUACACCAAUGAUAAGUCUGUAGAGCAAAUGUUUCACCCCUGGCAAAGCGCUUAUUAGACUUUGUUUUCAGGUGAAAGCUGAUCGGUACCUGCUCACAAAUAAACCCAGCCAGGGUGCAUGUUGAGAAUGUUAACAUUUUAGCACUAAGACACACGACGUUAAUCAUAAUGAAAGGGAACAAUGGUCUUUAUAUUGAUAGUGGGCUUCACUGCUUCAUAUCUCAGGAAAUUAUACAUAAUUCAUUUCCUUUCUUAAAACUCUAAAGUGUUUUAUACAGGCUCUCAGGUGUUAAUAGGAAAACUCAGCAACAAUACCUCUUGCACACAGUGUGGGUUAGGCCCUCUCCAUGGAGAGAGCAACACACAACAAGAUUUUGCACACAAACCAGACAACUGUCAUUGUGGUUGUCCAACCGCAGUGAGAUGGCUCUUUUAGGUUGCUCACAGCAUGGACUCACUAAAACAAACCUCCUAAUGUGUUUAAAUGGGUUUAAAGUGCUGUCUAAAGAAAGUGCAUCUUAGCAGAACUUUUAUAUACGAACAAAAAAA